AUGUACGACGCCAAUGGUGCCCCCGAGCUAGAGUAUUCAAAUGCGAUCGCACAGUCUUUUGAAGGCUUUCAGAGAUCGCAACUGUCCGACAUCACUUUGGUCCGGCACACCUCCUAUCAGCCCAAUUCCCCAGUGACGAGUAUAACCCUUGCCAGUGAAGGGGAUAUCAGGAACUUGAAGCGCACCAGUGCAGAAGGGGCACAUGAGCUCUUCUUUAUACACAAACACCUCAUCCUAAGCCCACAGGAUCAGGUUCCGAGAGAUGCAAACAGACUGCGCAUCUCAGGCGGGAGCCUGGAGGCCCUUGCGGCCCGGCUGAAGAUUCCCCUUGGAUUCAUCUUCGCCCUUUCGCGUCACUACCUCCCAAACGGUCGAGGAUCGCGCAGAGCGCCAGGAAAUAGCUCGUCCACAGGGCUCGAUCUUUGGUACUUUCUCCCAGUCAGAGUCCAGGUCGAGGCGCCCACCCCUGUCGCCAGUCCACCAGAAGCCUCCAGUCAGAACCAGAUGAACCCCUUUCACAAGCUUCACCUCCCGAGUGUGAAGCUCGAUAUCCGGCGCUCCUGCGUGGCGAUCUUCACAAACAUCGAUCCGGUUUCGAACCGCGUCACCUUUGUCGCGUUCGACUUCAUGCAUGGACGAUGGCCGAAAGUCGCACUCGAGCCGAGACGACGCAUAGAGGAAGUCAUUGGCGAGCAAAGAUCGACGGCAAGCGGCGGAUUUGGGCACUUCAUGCACCUGGUAUACCUGAGUAGCGCGACGAGGUGGUGGACGAACUCCCUGAACAGCAUCAACGAGCAACUCAUCGCCUACGAGCACAAACUCCAGACAGAGCUGAGUGCCCAGCAUACGACCCCAGAGGCCGUGCUGACAGACAUCAACCGUGCCCUCCAUGCAAUCGCGGCGCAUCUGCAUCGCUAUCUGUCGGAGCUCCAGUCACUGCAGGGGAUAGUGGUGGAUCUCGCCACGCACUUUGAGUCGUUACAUGAGAGCGAACCGGGCAAUAGCGAUGUGAAUAGCUUCGAGAACGCCGCUCGUGGAUUCAGUCAGAUUCUUUCGCAGGUCGAGGCAUUGCAUGACUUCGCUGAGGAGCUGGAGAAGAAGAUCACCAACAAUCUUGCCUUGUUAUUCAACAGAAUCCAAAUCAACAGCGACAGACUCCUCGUCGCCAACGGGCAAGCAAUGCAGGCCAUCCUCAGCGCAAUGCACGAGGACACAAACCUCGCCCGCAAGAUGGCCAAGGCAUCGCACUCCCUGGCCCAGGAGAUGAAACGCGAUAGUGUCGCCAUGCGAACUAUAGCCAUCGUCACCAUGUUCUUCCUCCCCGGCGCGACCUUUGCCGCCCUCCUCUCCAUGCCCUUCUUCAACAACAACAAAUGGCUCGAAGACGCCUCCAGAUUCUGGGUCUGGGUCGUCAUGACCGUGCCCUCGACUGGCGCUUGCUUCCUCUUCUACCACAAGUGGAUAUCCAAGUCGAGGCAGGCGAUUGCAGCGGAUGAUAUCCUUCUCGAGGCGCAGGUGUAG
Aspergillus mulundensis is the source of this 1521-nucleotide messenger RNA. RefSeq lists its product as uncharacterized. The record is from RefSeq and is a predicted model, not a curated record. The coding region runs from base 1 to 1521 and encodes 506 amino acids. The transcript is spliced from 7 exons. NCBI's taxonomy places the organism in Eukaryota, Fungi, Ascomycota, Eurotiomycetes, Eurotiales, Aspergillaceae.